AAAAUUUUAGUGAAAUCUGAUUUCUUUCCCAACGAAAAAGGAAAAAAAAAAACAACACAGAUUUUCUGAUUUCGUGUUCAAGAUCUGAACUCAAAAUUUCAAUUAUCAGUAAAUACCCAUCAGAGAUAUCAACAGAAGAGUUGGUGUUGCAGGAGAUGGAGAAGUGGGUGUUGAGAUACAUAGCAAUGGCGAUGAUGGGGUUGCUAUGUAGUAUUAAAAUGGCAAGUGGGAUUAGAUUUGUCAUAGACAAAGAAGAAUGCGUCUCUCACAAAGUUGAUAAGGAAGGUGACACCCUUCAUAUCUCUUUCGUCGUCAUCGAGACUGAUGAUUCUUGGCAUUUCACCGAUUCCGAUCAAGGUGUUGAUCUCCAGAUAAAGGGACCUUCUGGCGAUAUGCUUCAUGAAUUUGUAGAUAAAACCAGUGAAAAGUAUGAGUUUGUGGUGUAUAAGAAAGGGGUUUACCACUUCUGUUUCACAAACAAGUCUCCAUAUCUUGUAACUGUGGACUUUGACGUGCAUCUUGGACACUUCUCCUACCAUGAUCAGCAUGCAAAAGAUGAGCAUUUAGCCCCUUUGAUAGAGCAGAUAUCAAAGUUGGAGGAAGCUCUUUACAAUAUCCAGUUUGAACAACAUUGGCUGGAAGCUCAGACUGAUCGCCAGGCAAUGGUGAAUGAUAAAAUGAGCAGAAGGGCAUUGCACAAGGCAAUGUUUGAAUCAGCUGCACUAAUUGGGGCCAGUGUUCUUCAGGUCUACCUUCUACGACGUUUGUUUGAUCAAAAGUUCCACAUAUCUAGAGUUUAAUCUCUCAAAGAAGCUGUUGGCCAAGGCAGAAGCAUCAUAUAUUUGAGAGUUUGAUAGCUUUCACUGACGAAGAGAAGGGGGACUGGUAGCUCAUGGCCUCUAAGUUUUGUUUGACCCUCCCUUUUAUCUUUACACUAUAAGAGCUUACUAAUUUUUUGCUCUUUUAUUAAGUUAUUAAUUAUUUUGUUUAGCUAUAUAUAUAUUUUGAAGUUUCCUUUUUAAUGACAAAAAUCAACCUAUAUUUAGCUGAGAUCCAUGGUGUCUAUAACUAAUAAAUACACAGGUAAGGGAGUUUUUUUUUUAAAAAAAAAAAAAUUGAACUCAAAUUAUUAUGAAUUUAAACCAUAAAAUUUGUAAAGGAUUGUAAAUUUCACAUACGUAGGACUUGGGUAAAUUA
Molecule: messenger RNA, 1197 nt
Organism: Manihot esculenta (cassava)
Lineage: Eukaryota; Viridiplantae; Streptophyta; Magnoliopsida; Malpighiales; Euphorbiaceae
Product: transmembrane emp24 domain-containing protein p24beta2
Exons: 4
Coding region: 156-800 (214 amino acids)
Biological process (GO): intracellular protein transport; Golgi organization; endoplasmic reticulum to Golgi vesicle-mediated transport
Cellular component (GO): COPII-coated ER to Golgi transport vesicle; endoplasmic reticulum; Golgi apparatus
Source: RefSeq, a predicted model, not a curated record